Molecule: messenger RNA, 1667 nt
Organism: Setaria italica (foxtail millet)
Lineage: Eukaryota; Viridiplantae; Streptophyta; Magnoliopsida; Poales; Poaceae
Product: enoyl-[acyl-carrier-protein] reductase [NADH] 2, chloroplastic
Exons: 13
Coding region: 196-1320 (374 amino acids)
Biological process (GO): fatty acid biosynthetic process
Molecular function (GO): enoyl-[acyl-carrier-protein] reductase (NADH) activity
Source: RefSeq, a predicted model, not a curated record
CCCGCUCCGCCAACUCGGCCGAAUCCGAGAAUGCCCAAAACCUCCGCCCCCCAAGGCCCCAGCCUCAUCAACAACUCCCCUUCACCCCCCAACUCAUCCGCCUCCGAUUCUAACGCGCGCCCCUCGCCCUGCAAAUCUCGGCCUCGAAUCUCAUCCUAUUACCAACCCAGUUGGCCCUUUUCUAAAUAAAGGACAAUGGGAGCAUCCGUGACAGCUGGUAUGCAGAUGCUGGCCGUGCGUUCUUGCAUCCCAGCCUGCAAACAAGUGCUUGGUUCGACAUCAGCGCUAUCUGCAUUUGGAAGGACACUUAGUACCAGAACUGGCUUUGCUAGCUGUUCUAAACCCACAUCAGCAGGGCCAUUGAUUUCUUCGAAUUGUAAGAGGGUUGCCGUGAGGGCAAUGUCUCAGGGAGAUGCCCAAGGGCUUCCCAUUGAUCUCACAGGCAAAAGAGCAUUUAUUGCUGGCGUUGCUGAUGAUAAUGGUUAUGGUUGGGCAAUUGCUAAGGCUCUUGCUGCAGCUGGUGCUGAGAUUCUUGUUGGUACAUGGGUGCCUGCAUUGAACAUAUUUGAGACAAGCUUGAGACGUGGAAAGUUUGACGAAUCACGGAAGCUGCCUGAUGGAUCUCUUAUGGAGAUCACUAAAGUAUAUCCACUGGAUGCAGUUUAUGACACUCCUGAGGACGUUCCUGAAGAUGUUAAAGCCAACAAAAGAUAUGCUGGAGCUUCAAACUGGACUGUUAAGGAAGUUGCUGAAACUGUGAAGAAUGAUUUUGGCAGCAUUGACAUCCUCGUGCACUCUCUUGCUAAUGGUCCCGAGGUAACAAAGCCUCUGUUGGAGACAUCAAGGAAAGGGUAUCUUGCUGCAAUUUCGGCAUCUAGUUAUUCAUUUGUUUCUUUACUUCAACACUUCCUUCCCAUAAUGAAUCCAGGAGGGGCUAGUAUCUCUUUGACCUACAUAGCUUCUGAAAGGAUAAUUCCAGGCUAUGGUGGUGGUAUGAGCUCAGCAAAAGCAGCACUUGAGAGUGAUACAAGAGUUCUUGCGUACGAAGCAGGUCGGAAAGGCAAAAUCAGAGUGAACACAAUAUCAGCAGGUCCACUGGGAAGUCGGGCUGCAAAAGCUAUCGGGUUCAUCGAGAAGAUGAUAGAGUAUUCUUAUGUCAAUGCGCCACUGCAAAAGGAACUAUUGGCCGAUGAAGUUGGCAACACAGCAGCGUUCCUCGUGUCUCCGUUGGCAUCUGCAGUCACUGGCUCAACUAUUUACGUUGACAAUGGACUCAACACAAUGGGACUUGCACUCGACAGCCCUACUUUAUCCACAUAAACGCAUUUCAGUUGGAUAUGGUGCAGUUGGGUUUAAAGCGGAGUAACCUGCGCAGCCACGCAGGUGAGAGAGGCUGUCUGCUUGUGGAAUCAGAUCAAAGGAUGGUAGAUUUGCAGGAAAUUCAGUUUAUUGAUUUCAUUGAUUUGGACUAUCAGUUGCCAUUCGGAAGUAGAAUUCUAGGAUGCAGUCUAUUGGUCCGUGUAAUGCUAGGCUUUAGCGCUUUUGUAGGAAACUGAGCUUUCUUUGAUGCCGUCACCUUGUGUUUGUGUAAGUAAAUCGUCCAAAGUUUGGACCUUUUGUGGUAAAUGUUUUGCAGUUCCAUCCAGUCCGUUUGUGUGCGCCGAUCA